AUGCGCCUCAACCUCACCAUCCUCGCGCCCAAACCGCCCGCUUCGGCCGAGUCCGCUCCGCCGGUCAACAACGCCCACGAGCAGUGGUACCGCGACCCGGGCUUGCGCAGGCUCAACAUGCACGCCGCCGUGCUCCUCCUUGGCUCCUUCGUCUGCGGGUACGACGGCAGCGUCCUCAACGCCGCCCUUGGCCUCCCGGCCUUCCUCGACGACAUGGACAACCCCGACGCGAACAAGCUUGGCCUCAUCUCGUCCGCCAUCUCGCUCGGGUACCUCAUCGGCUUCUUCCCUUCCAGCUGGGCCGGCGACCGCUGGGGCCGCAAGCUUCCCCAAAUCUUCGGCUCGGCCGUCGUCGUCGUGGCCGUCCUGCUACAAUGCUUCCUCGUCGGCGGGUGGAAGUUCUUCGGCGCCCGCAUCCUUCUCGGUUUCGGCGCCGCCUUUCCCCUCACCCUCGGCUCGGCCCACCUGUUCGAGCUCGCGCACCCUCGCCAAGCCGCCGAGUUUGUCACCUUCUUCGGCGCGUUCUACUGGGUCGGCGCCGUCACGGCCGCGUGGUGCACGUACGGCUCGGCGUUCCUGUCGAGCAACUGGAGCUGGCGGCUGCCGUCCCUCCUGCAGGGGCUCGCGUCGCUCGUCCAGCUCGCGUCCCUCUGGUCCGUGCCCGAGUCGCCGCGUUGGUUGUGCGCCCAGGGCCGCACUGACGAGGCGCACACGAUCCUCGCGACCUACCACGCCAACGGCGACCAUGAGGACGAGCUCGUCCUCUCCGAGAUGGCUCAGAUCAAGGCGGCGCUCGAACUUGAGAAGGUCAGCUCGUCGUUCGGUUACUUGGACUUCCUGCGCACCAAGGCCAACCGCUACCGCCUCUUCAUGGCGAUCUGGAUCGGCGUCAUCGUUCAGUGGGUCGGAAACGGCGUCUACAGCUACUACCUCCUGCCAGUACUCGAGAGUAUCGGCAUCGCCGGCUCGGCGCAGCAGCAGGGCAUCAACGGCGGGCUCCAGAUCUUCAACCUCGUCAUCUCGGUCAUCGCGAGCGUCUACAUCCAGCGCUUCUCGCGCCGGUUCAUCUGGCUCUUCUCGACGUGCGGCAUCCUCCUGUGCUACUCGAUGUUCACGCUCGCGACGGCGAGGUUCAACAGCACGGGCGACGUUCAUGCGGGACGAGCGGCGGUCGCGCUCAUCUUCCUGUACUCGGCCUUCUACGACGUGGCGUACUCGGUCCUCUUCUACUCCUACGUGAUCGAGCUCCUGCCCUAUCGAUGCCGCACGCGUGGCAUGGCCCUGUGCCUCUUUGCCGACUACGGCGCGCUCUUCUUCAACCAGUACAUCAACCCGAUCGGCUUUGACCGCCUCGGCACGUCCUACUAUUACCCGUACAUCGGCGUCAUCGCCGUCAACCUCGUCGUCGUCUACUUCCUCUUCCCCGAGACGGCCGGCCUCACGCUCGAGCAGUCCGCCGCGCUCCUCGACGACGACGACGCCAAGGAGCGCAUCGACGAGGCCGGCGUCGCGGCCAUCAAGGACCUCGACGACGCGGCGAGCAAGGUCGACGAGGCCUGA
Rhodotorula graminis WP1 is the source of this 1560-nucleotide messenger RNA. RefSeq lists its product as uncharacterized. Gene Ontology annotation, biological process: carbohydrate transport; transmembrane transport. The transcript is spliced from 10 exons. Gene Ontology annotation, cellular component: membrane. Bases 1 to 1560 code for a protein of 519 amino acids. The record is from RefSeq and is a predicted model, not a curated record. Gene Ontology annotation, molecular function: carbohydrate:proton symporter activity. NCBI's taxonomy places the organism in Eukaryota, Fungi, Basidiomycota, Microbotryomycetes, Sporidiobolales, Sporidiobolaceae.